Messenger RNA from Brassica oleracea var. oleracea, 1331 nucleotides. RefSeq names its product CMP-sialic acid transporter 1. Gene Ontology annotation, biological process: pyrimidine nucleotide-sugar transmembrane transport. The record is from RefSeq and is a predicted model, not a curated record. NCBI's taxonomy places the organism in Eukaryota, Viridiplantae, Streptophyta, Magnoliopsida, Brassicales, Brassicaceae. Bases 121 to 1143 code for a protein of 340 amino acids. Gene Ontology annotation, molecular function: pyrimidine nucleotide-sugar transmembrane transporter activity. Gene Ontology annotation, cellular component: Golgi membrane. The transcript has 8 exons.
AGAAAAUUUAACGGGGAAAAGAAAAGAAGCGAUGCGAAGAGAAUGAAGAAAGAGCUACCAAAAGUGAGAGAGCUCUCAGCGGUGAACAAGUAAAGAAGAAGAAGAGAGAGAGAGAGAGGAAUGGGUACUCCGUGGUACUUUGUCGCACUACUUCUCACUAUUCUUACUAGCUCCCAGGGAAUUCUAACAACUCUUUCUCAAAGUGAUGAAGGAGGUUAUAACUACGAUUACGCUACUGUUCCCUUUCUUGCCGAAGUCUUCAAGCUGAUCAUUUCUGGUUUGUUUCUCUGGAGAGAGACGCGGUCAUCCUCCUUAGCAACUGCAAAGAUUACUACAGAUUGGAGGAGUGUGCGCUUAUUUGUUAUUCCUUCUAUUAUCUAUCUCAUCCAUAACAAUGUCCAGUUUGCUACAUUGACUUAUGUCGACACAUCCACUUAUCAGAUCAUGGGUAAUCUCAAGAUCGUCACCACUGCCAUUCUCUUUAGGUUGUUUUUGAAGAGGAAAUUAUCAAACCUUCAGUGGAUGGCUAUUGGUCUUUUAGCUGUUGGAACUACCACCAGCCAGGUUAAGGGUUGUGGAGAAGCUUCAUGUGAUUCCCUAUUCACAGCACCUAUACAAGGGUAUUUGUUGGGUAUUCUAUCAGCUGCUUUGUCCGCACUAGCCGGAAUCUACACUGAGUUUCUGAUGAAGAGAAACAAUGACAGCUUAUACUGGCAAAACUUGCAGUUGUAUACGUUUGGUUCACUUUUCAAUGUUGCUCGGCUUAUAGCAGAUGAUUUCAGACUCGGGUUUGAAAAGGGUCCUUGGUGGCAACGUAUCUUUGAUGGCUAUAGCAUCACCACUUGGUUGGUAGUUCUGAAUCUCGGAUCCACCGGCUUACUCGUCUCUUGGUUAAUGAAGUACGCAGACAAUAUCGUCAAGGUUUAUUCUACUUCAAUGGCGAUGCUACUUACUAUGGUAGCAUCCAUAUACCUCUUCAGCUUCAAACCAACGGUCCAGCUUUUCUUGGGUAUAAUCAUAUGCAUCAUGUCGCUUCACAUGUACUUUGCUCCUCCACAAACGCUGGUGGACUUGCUCGUCACAAACGAAGCACAUCCCAAAACCUUAAAGCAAGUUAUCGUAGAAGAAAAGACAGAUUCUUGAUUUAUUACAAAACAAUGGACCAUCUAUCAAGAUGGUCUUAUAAUUUUACGUUUUAGUAAAUGAUGUUCGUCUAGCUUCACCGUCUUGGUAAAUGACUAGUUUUGAAACAAUGAUCUUACUAUAACAGUACCCGCGCCACGGUUAAAUUUUACUUUUAUGGUGUUAUUAUCUAUUUGUUUGUGAAUGGU